Messenger RNA from Carya illinoinensis, 888 nucleotides. Its product is annotated as auxin-responsive protein SAUR78-like. Gene Ontology annotation, biological process: response to auxin. The record is from RefSeq and is a predicted model, not a curated record. The coding region runs from base 196 to 561 and encodes 121 amino acids. The transcript has a single exon. NCBI's taxonomy places the organism in Eukaryota, Viridiplantae, Streptophyta, Magnoliopsida, Fagales, Juglandaceae.
UCUUAGCUGGUUUCAAACAGUGGGCCAUGCACGUUUCCUUCUCUUCUAUUCUCUUCUCUUCGAUCUCUUCUCUCCUCUCCUCUCUCUCCCUCUCUCCUCCAUGGCCUUAUAUACGAACCUUCCCUCCCUCUUUCCUCCCACACACACAACAAAUCCUCUCUCUCUUCCAAUCCGCAAUCAAACACUUUUUGAGAGAUGGCCAAACUAGUGAAGCUUACAAAGCUCAAGUCGGCCAUAAAAAGAUGGCCCUCGUUCACCAAGCUCGCCCGCACCACCAGCUCCGUAGCAGCGGCAAACGAAUCCGACGAGGCCUCGAAGGACCAACUACAUGCAGUUUACGUAGGAAAGUCUCGGCGGCAAUACCUCGUAAGAUCAGAGAUCGUUGACCACCCUCUUUUUCAGGAGCUGGUGGACAAGACAUCGGCGGGUGAAUACGAUGGUGGGGUAGCGGUUGCUUGCGAGGUAGUGCUGUUCGAGCACUUGUUAUGGAUGCUUGAGAAUGCCGAGACUCAGAUGGGGUCCACAGAUGAGCUUGUCGAGUUCUACAGUACUACUUGCUGAAUUUGACAACGGUGGGCUGCGAUGGCGGAUGAUUCAAAAUCCAACGACAAGAUAGAAUGAAUUAGUUGUAUAGAUAUUAAAGUACUAGCUAGGGUUGGCACGUUGUUAAUUAGUCGUGUGUAAUAUUUGUUUGGCUGUUCCAUGAGGAUUAACCCAUUUUAUUUUAACGGCUGGGGAUUUUGAUGAUCAUGUUCAAGAUCAAAUACUACUUGAUUAGCUAGCUAGCUAGCUGCAGGCUGCAGCUUGUAAUGAGUUCCUAUUCUUCGUUAUAAACAUCAAAUAUGUCGAUUGAGCAACCACUUAAUUUACUCGACGGUUUGCUUGUUA